AUGGCCACUAACAACUUGUUUUCACACGCAAAAUGUAUGAACUUCAACAAUGCCUCUUUCGCUAAUAUCGGCCACGAUCAAGUCAAUACCGACAAUCGAGUUUACGGGACCCAAAACAAUAACCACGGCGAGGGUCCCCAGUAUAACUACAGUGGCAAGGGCCAAUUCAUCAAUCAUGGGCGAGACCAGAACGUCAACACUGGGAAGGGAAAUUUCAGACUCUCUGAGAAUGACGUCCAUGAAAAACCUUUUAGGGCGCUAGGAUUCGGAGAAAAUCGGGUUCUCGACCGUCAUGUUUCCGAGGACAACAUCAAGAGGAACCCGUUCCAUCAAUUCAACCGCCCAGCUUCACGUAGACCUCGCACUGAUGCGGAGAUUUUGGCAUGGACGAGGACAAUAGUGGGAGAUGAAAAACGAUCCAAUCACCUCCUUACACUUCGAGAAACGAAAGCUGAAUGGGCUUUGGAAGACAUGCAACGUGCAAGCUAUUCUCCAGAUUGCGAUCCAUCCCUGAAAGGCUCGAUGUUGCACGUGAUGAUUUGGCUCUCUGAAGCUUCUGGUCGUUGCGUUCAAUCUCACUACAAUCCGAAUGUGCAAAAACUUGGAAGCAGCCCAAUCAGUUCAAAGGGAGUCUCCUUCGCAGAUGUGUGGAAAGGAACGAUUGAUGGCACUUCGCAGGCCGAGGUAGUGUCAUUGAAAGUCGUGAGGCCGAGGUAUACAUCACAGGUGGGCGAGAAGCUCAAGAGAAAUAUGCGGGAAAUUAUGAGGUGGCGAACGCUAGACCACCUCAAUGUUGUACCGUUUAUCGGAAAUUUCUACUUUGGGUCCAAUCCACAAGAGAUAUGUUUAGUGACGCCGUGGAUGGAGAACGGUAACCUUGUCGAGUAUCUGAGACGAAAUCCCACAGAUUCCGAUUUGAAACGAUUUUCAUUUGCAUGGGAUGUCGCCAGUGGCCUCGACUAUCUUCAUGAAUCGAGUAUCACGCACGGUAAUUUGAAAGGUCAUAACGUUCUAAUCACACCCGACGAAGUGGCAUGUUUAACCGACUUUGGGCUGUUCGACAUACUCGACGCUGGCUAUAUAAGACCUACACCGUGGUGCGCACCGGAGGUCUUGGUCGAAGGGUCCAUCAGUCAGAAGAGUGAUAUCUAUGCCUAUGGCUGCGUAUGCCACGAGAUCUUUGCAGGACGUACUCCUUUCCACAACUUGAGCGAGGAUGAAUUAUAUCACGCUAUCGUGUUCCAGAACCAACUCCCCGAGCGUCCCUUAGAGGUAGAUGCCCCGAUGCUAUGGGAGCUUAUGGAACAGUGCUGGAGCACGGAUCCAUCUUCUCGACCAACGGCAUCCGAUAUGGUUAAGAGCCUCCAGGAAAUGGUGUCUUUAUUCAAUUCGCAGAACGAUGAUCCAUUCUUUUUUGAGGACUUUCGCGGUAGCUAA
Molecule: messenger RNA, 1437 nt
Organism: Marasmius oreades (fairy-ring Marasmius)
Lineage: Eukaryota; Fungi; Basidiomycota; Agaricomycetes; Agaricales; Marasmiaceae
Exons: 9
Coding region: 1-1437 (478 amino acids)
Biological process (GO): protein phosphorylation
Molecular function (GO): protein kinase activity; ATP binding
Source: RefSeq, a predicted model, not a curated record